UACGUUGUCAAUUUUUUUAUUAUUGAAAAGAUUAGGCCACGGGGACGUCUAGUCGAUCGUCUAUUUGAUUUUUUUUUCCAAGUUUUCUUGCCACAUGGUCAAUCAUGGCUUAUCACUUCAUGUCCAGUCACCUAUCAUCUUAUCUAAAAUAAUUCCAUACCAAUUCAUGAAUGUGAACACGAACACGAAAUGUAGAAAUUUAGUAUUAAAGUUAGUUAUAAUGCAAUUUAUCAUAAAAAAUUAUAUAAUAUAUCCUAAGUUCAAUUUUUAACAUAGUUGAUAAAAUUAUGAAUCUAAAUAUUUCUUGUUCAAAAAUAAAUAAUUUAUGUCUUUUUCAAUAAUUUAUAUGGGAAUGUUUAAGUUUAUAGUUUUAAACAAUUGAAAAUAUGAAUGUUAUGAGAUAUACUUAAAUUUAAAGGAUUUAGUAAUUAUGGUCUUAGCAUCCAAGGAAGUCAUUACAGUGGCUUUGUUGUGCUGUAUAUGGUACAUAGUAAGUUCCGGUAGCAAUGUAGUCGGCAAGACACUUUUAAACCAAUUCCCAUAUCCAAUGACUGUGACCAUGGUACAGCUCCUAUCCAUAGCUGUUUAUUCAGGUCCAUUUUUCAAUUUGUGGGGUGUGAGACGGUUUGUAGACAUAAGUUGGCCCUAUUAUUUCAAGUUAAUAGUUCCACUUGCUCUUGGAAAGUUUGUUGGAUCAGUUUUCACACAUGUCAGUCUAUGGAAAGUACCUGUCUCCUAUACACACACAGUAAAAGCUACUAUGCCACUGUUUAGUGUUGUUUUAUCAAGAAUAAUACUAGGAGAAAAACAAUGUUUAAAAGUCUAUUUAUCAUUAGUACCCAUAAUUGCUGGAGUUGCUAUCGCAUCUUUCACAGAGAUAUCUUUUGAUGUAAUAGGUUUGAUGAGUGCCUUGGCAGCUACAUUACAACACACAUUACAAAAUAUAUUUUCUAAAAAAGUACUUCACGAUACUGGUAUUCACCACUUACGACUCUUACAUAUACUUGGUCGUCUAGCAUUGAUGAUGUUCUUACCCGUAUGGCUUUAUUUUGAUUUUUGGCACCUAGUAACAGUUUCAAACUUUAAAAUGAAUAAUGAAUCAUACAAAGUAAUAGGUUUGCUGUUUACUGAUGGUAUACUUAGUUGGUUGCAAAAUAUAUUAGCAUUUAGUGUUAUGUCAAUGGUUACAUCUUUAACAUAUGCUGUAGCCAGUUCAUCAAAAAGAAUUUUUGUUGUGGCUGCAUCUUUAUUUGUAAUUGGAAAUCCAGUAACUAUUAAUAAUGUUUGUGGUAUGGCAUUGGCUCUGUUUGGUGUUAUUGCGUACAAUAAGGCAAAAUAUGAUGCCAGACGAACAGAUCAGAAACGCGUAAUAUUGCCAAUGACAUACCAACACACAAACAAUUCUACACUUUGGCAAAAUGGUAACAUAAAUUCCAGUUAUAUUAACGGGAAUAAAUCAUUAUUUGUAUAAUUUUUAAAUGUGACAGCUUCCAUACAGUUAUAAUUUUUUUUUAAUUUAACCAUAAGGUUGUUAAUAUAUAUGUUUUUAUUUUGUUAAUGUUUUAAUCUAUAAACUUAUUGUAUUAUUAUUUUUGGAUUGUAUUACUUGUUGAGUUUUCUAUUAAAAUAAUGUUAAAGUAAGCAGUUCUUUAAAAUUUUUAAAUGGAUAAUAUUGCAAUAUAAAUGUUAUGUACAUAAUUAUUAUUUUAUGUUAUAAAAAGUGAUUUAAAUUCUAUUUUAUAAUUUUUUUUUUUAUAAAACUUGUCAUGUAUGUAUUUUAAUUUAAACUUUCUAGUUUUUUUUAGUUCUACUAUUAACAGUCAACACAGACUAAAUACAUCCAUAUAAAAAUAAAUUCCAUUGUAUAUUAUGAUCUUUUAAAAGUAUUAUAUUUAGACAUUAUAUUUUGUAAAGACUGUUUAUUUUGUUUAUGUUGCACAAUAUCAUAAUAUUAAUUAUUCUUUUUAAUUCAUCAUAGCUUAUAUUAAUUAUAGAAAUAUUUUCGAAAUUAAGACCAAUUAAAUUGAAUUGUUACUUUUAUACACAGACAUAUUUACUUUUUAAUCUUUAUUGAAUAGUUUUUAAUUUUCUAUAAAACAUGUAACUAAUAAUGUUUAGCUCUGACAGGGGAUUAUAAAGUAUGUUGUUAUCUCCAAUUGAGAUUAUGUUAUAUUUUAUUAAGAUUAUUUUUGUUAAAUAAAAUAGUUAUUUUUAUAAACAUAAAUUGUACUUAAUAGUUUAUGAUUUAUCUAAUCUAAUGAUAGCUUAAAAUGUUGUAGGUACUAUUAUUUUUUAUAAAUGUAAAAAUAUUAUAAUUUGAUUAAAUUAUUUAAUACAUUUUA
Messenger RNA from Rhopalosiphum padi (bird cherry-oat aphid), 2342 nucleotides. RefSeq names its product solute carrier family 35 member E1 homolog. Gene Ontology annotation, cellular component: Golgi apparatus. Bases 431 to 1471 code for a protein of 346 amino acids. The transcript is spliced from 5 exons. Gene Ontology annotation, molecular function: antiporter activity. NCBI's taxonomy places the organism in Eukaryota, Metazoa, Arthropoda, Insecta, Hemiptera, Aphididae. The record is from RefSeq and is a predicted model, not a curated record.